CAAAGGCAUACAUGAUUCAUAACCACAACCGCACCCGGUUAAGUCCCACCGUGCGUCCGACUUCAUAUAAAACGGCUCGGGACAUUUUCAAUUUAGUUUUUAUUUAAUAUUCGAGGGACGUGUGAAAUUCUAACAAUGUUUCACUUGGAAGGGAUUAUGUUUAUGCUUGUGCUCUGUGUAGUGAACGCGUCGGUUACUGUUAAUAUAUAUGAUGACGAUUUGCUAGAAGACAGUGAAGUAAAUCAAAAUACAUAUCGUUGCAACAAUCGGGAGUGCGAUCAAUUCUGUCAUAGAAUGGGUUUCACGGGCAGUGUUUGUGCCGGGAAUCGUUGCCAGUGUGACAAGUUCCUUCAAGCUGGAGAAUUAAAAAGAGCCAAAUUACAUCAAAAUGUACUCGGUUGCAACAACAGAGCCUGUAACCAACUCUGUCGUAGAUUGGGUUUCACGGGUGGUGUAUGCGUCGGUGACCGUUGCAAGUGUGACAAUUUCCUACCACCUAAAGAAUUAGAAGAAAGUAAAAUACAUAAAAAUUUACUUGGCUGCAACUAUAGAGCCUGUGACCAACUCUGUCGUAGAUUGGGUUUCACAGGUGGUGUAUGCGUCGGUGACCGUUGCAAGUGUGAUAAUUUCCUACCACCUAAAGAAUUAGAAGAAAGCAAAAUAAAUAAAAAUAUACUUGACUGCAACAAUAGAGCCUGUGAACAACUCUGUCAUAGAUUGGGUUUCACGGGUGGUGUAUGCGUCGGUGACCGUUGCAAGUGCGAUAAUUUCCUAACAACUAAAAAAUUAGAAGAAAGCAAAUUACAAAAAAAUUUACUUUCCUGCGACAAUAGGGCCUGUGACCAACUCUGUCGUAUAAUGGGAUUCGGGAGUGGUGGAUGCGUCGAUGACCGUUGCAAGUGCUACAAUUACCGACCAGCUAAAGAACUAGAAGAGAGGAAAUUACAUAAAAAUUUACAAGGCUGCAGCAAUGGAACCUGUGAUCAACUCUGUCGUAGAAUGGGUUUCACGGAUGGUGAAUGCGUUGAUAACCAUUGCAAGUGUUACAAUUACCUAACACCUAAAGACAUUGAUGCAGAUCCCAAAGAUCUCGGCUGUGACUAUAAUGAGUGCGAUCAACGCUGUCGUCGCAUGGGUUAUCCUAGCGGUGGAUGUGUUAACGGUCUCUGCAAGUGUGACCGAUAUCGCGACGAAGAUAAUGAAAUACCUUCUGUUGACGAAGCUGUAAUGGAGAUAAGCGAUAGUUAUGCCGAUAAUAAAGACGUUGAUAUUUGCAACACGGACGUAUGUGAUGUAGCCUGUAGGAGCCUAGGGUAUCCUGGAGGAAAUUGCUCCAAUGGAAAAUGUCAAUGUCAAGAACAAGAUCAAGAGGAGAAAUCGCCAAGAUCACUGCUAUAUUGUGAUAUCGUGGCUUGUAACGACAUGUGUCACCGUAUGCACUACAUCGGAGGAAUGUGUAAAUUUGGAUCAUGUCAAUGCUAUUAAAAUUUAUUGUUAAUUCAUCUACUUAUUUAAAAUAAAAAUAUUAAAAAAUGAUAUCCUAAAUU
This is a messenger RNA of Vanessa tameamea, 1547 nucleotides long. It is a transcript of the gene 6tox, whose product is annotated as tenascin-like. The coding region runs from base 136 to 1485 and encodes 449 amino acids. Lineage: Eukaryota; Metazoa; Arthropoda; Insecta; Lepidoptera; Nymphalidae. Gene Ontology annotation, biological process: defense response. The record is from RefSeq and is a predicted model, not a curated record. The transcript is spliced from 10 exons.